This is a messenger RNA of Malassezia japonica, 1842 nucleotides long. RefSeq names its product Translation initiation factor eIF-2B subunit gamma (gene GCD1). Gene Ontology annotation, molecular function: guanyl-nucleotide exchange factor activity; translation initiation factor activity. The record is from RefSeq and is a predicted model, not a curated record. The transcript has 2 exons. Gene Ontology annotation, cellular component: guanyl-nucleotide exchange factor complex; eukaryotic translation initiation factor 2B complex. Gene Ontology annotation, biological process: cytoplasmic translational initiation. Bases 1 to 1842 code for a protein of 613 amino acids. Lineage: Eukaryota; Fungi; Basidiomycota; Malasseziomycetes; Malasseziales; Malasseziaceae.
AUGGCGUCGUCGAAAAAGUGGCUGACUAACCACGACGUCGACGAGAUGGUGCCGACGCAGGCGCCGCACACCGCGCGCUUCCAGCCGGUGAUCUUUAGCGAUGCCGGCUCGAACCUAUAUCCGCUGUGCGACAUGCCGUCGGACGCGCUGCCCAAAGCGCUCGUCCCGGUGCUCAACCGCCCGAUGAUUGCGUUUCCGCUGCAGUGGCUCGUCACGGCCGGCUUCAAGAGCUGCCUGCUGGUCGCUCCGGUCGCCGAGCACGCGGCGCUCGCGGCAGCGCUGCGCACACUGCACCUCCUCCCGCCGAACGUCGAUGCGGCGAACGUCGACGCAAACGCCAAGCCGAACGUCGCCGUGACCGUCGGCGUUACGUCGGCGACGCUCCCUGGCGCAGAAAACCUCAACAGCUCGCCCUCCUCGCCCUCGAUCACGGUUGAGCUGCUGCCGUUCGGACCCAAGGUCGGCGAGAGCGUGCGCUCGCUCGCACAGCCGUCGGAGAGCGUGACGCGCGUCCGCUGGGGCACGGCCCAGCUCCUGUACUGGCUGGCCGCCACGCGCAAGCUCGAGCUCGACCCUUUGAUUAUGCCGGUCGACCUGAUUGCACCGCAAAUGCCGCUCGCAUCGCUCCUUGCAACACACCUCGCCGCGACGCCAGAGCCGCCGACGAUCUCGUGCCUCUUUUACGAGCGGGGCGCGGGCGAAGGCACCGGCAAGGAACGCGAACGCGACGGACCCGCUAACCUCUUCACCGCAUACUCACGCGUCCCGGUGCGCGUCCAGGAGGGGAUCCAGGCCGCGACAGACGGCUCGCGGCGCGACAUUUCCGUGCACGAGCCGCUGCUCGUGAUGGACUCGGACGACGUCAGCGACAAGAACGCGUCGGAUCUCGAGGUGCGCAUGAGCCUCUUGUGGAAACACCCACACGUCCGCAUCAGCACCGCACUGCUCGACUCGUUCGUGUACGUGAUGCGCCUCCAGCCCCUGCUGCCUUUGCUCGAAAUGCACCCGGAGCUCAACUCAAUCACCGGCCAGCUCGUGCCGUUCGUGGUCAAGUGCGGGUGGCAGACGCGCCUCUCGGAAAAGGCGCACUGGAUGGUAUCGCCUGCCCAGGCCGCAGACGAACCGGCACUGAAUGAGCGCAACACGAUUCACACACCGUCGCUGCCGCCAUGGACGAGCGUCACAGAGGGCAUGCCUGCUGCCCCGCAGCUCUACCGCCCACGGGCCGAGAUGGUGAUUGCGCGCCUGCGGCCCGAGGCGCAGCGGCCCCUCCCGCCCAACGUCCUGCCGAACUCGGAAACGGACAAGAAAGGCGCGAGCGCGCCGAGCGACGAGGCGUUCAUCGCGCGUGCGAAUACCGUGCCGACCUAUUUGGAAUGCAACCGUUACCUUCUUCGCCAGUGCGCCGCUGGCUCGCCCAUAUUUGGCCAGUACCCUUUGCCGGUCGUCGCAGGAAGCGGCAGCGUGCCGUUUGAGCAGCCCCAGGGGGUGCCGGAGAAUGCACCAAUCCACCCCAAGGCGCAGUUGUCGAUGGACUGCAUCGUCGGCGCAGGCACGCGCAUCGACGAACGCACCACCAUCAAGCACUCGAUCCUGGGCCGCAACUGCGUCAUUGGUAAAGGCGCACGCAUCAUGCGCUCCAUUCUCAUGGACGGCGUGCACGUCGGCGACAAUGCCAAGAUUGAAAACUGCAUUGUCGGCGCGCAAUCCUCGAUCGGCGACCGCAGUCAGCUCAAGGAGACGGAUGUCGGGCCGCAGUACGCUGUGCCGCGCGGUGCAGAGUCCAAGAACGAAAAACUAGUCGCCUACGAAGACUCGGAGGAGGACGAGGAGGACGAGUAG